Molecule: messenger RNA, 1386 nt
Organism: Prorocentrum cordatum
Lineage: Eukaryota; Dinophyceae; Prorocentrales; Prorocentraceae
Source: the annotation of a GenBank genome assembly
AUGCUCAGGCUCCUCUCGCCGGGCUGCCGCCUCGCAGCGGGCGCGGGGUCCACCGGUGCGGGGCCGAGGCACCGCCCGGCGGCGCUGCCGCAGCGGCACGGCGCCGCCGAGGCCGCCGAGGCCGGGCGGUGCCCGCGCCAGCCGGCCGUGAGCCUGCUGCAGCACGACGCGCGGUGGGGGCGCGUUGGCCAGGGCGCGCCUGAGCUGAGGCAGGGUGCCGACGCCGACACGCGCAGCGAGCAGGCGCCGCAGGAGGAAAACUCCGAGGUGCACUCCGACGCCCGCCCUGGCGGGCACCUGUGCGAGCGCAGCGUCUUGCACACGCUGCUGCUGCAGGCCUGGGGCGGCCCAGGGGCCCCCCGCGGGGCCAGCGCGCUGCUGGACCGCGGCACGUGCGGCGGCGCGCGCGCGGGGCUGCUGCAGCUGCGCGCGCCGGGCGUCGGCGCGCCGCUGGCCGCGGGGUUCCUGGGGAUCCUUGCGUGCGGCCUGGCGGCGGCCUGCCACUGCCUGAGCCGCGGGUGGCCCAGCGAGGCUUCCGCGCCGCAGGGGUGCGACGCUGCGGGGGGCGCGGGCCGCACGGCCCCCGCCGGCGCGGUGCCCCCGGUGCGGUGGCCCAGCCCCGAGCGCGGUGCCGCCCCGCAGGUGCGGCCGCCGAGCCCCGCGGGCCCGCAGGGUCCGCCAGUGCACCCCGCGCCCGCGCUGCUCGGGCGCACGAGGAGCGGGCGGCGGCCAGCGGCGCAGGUCGACAAGCUGAAGGAGGUGGUGCCGGUGGCCGCCGAAGACGGGCAGGCGGGCCGCCCCUGCGGCGCCGCGGCGCCCGAGGGGCACGGCGGCGAGGACUUCUGCCCCGGCCUCGUCGUCCCCGAGGGCCUCGAGUGCGAGCUGGAGGUGCCGGUGGCGGGAAAGAGGGGGGGAACCACCCGCCCGACCUUCACCAGCCCCGAAGGCCAGGGCGUGCUGGAGGUGCGCCCCGCGCAGCCGGCGGGCGCCGGCGGGCGGGGCGCCGGGGGCUUCGUGCUCCUCGAGGGCGACAGAGAGGUGGCGAGGUGCGUGGCGGGCGACGGUGAGUUUCGACUGCUCACCGCGGCGGGGGACAGCUAUGCCUUCCUCGCCCAGGCCCGCCGGCAGACUGCCGCUUGCGACCGGCGCUUCCUGCUCACCACGAAGACGGGUGCUCGCUGGGAGUUUGCGGGCUCGUUCGGCGACCACGCGGUGGACGUCACCGACAUCCGAGGAAACCAGCGCCGCGGGCCUCGAGGUCCGCAGCGCGGUGGCCAACACCGAGCUCUACAGGGCCAGCCACGACGGCGGCCGCCAGCGGUACCGGGUCCGAGUUGGCCCCCGGAGCGACGUGGGCCUCGUGCUGUGUGGCCUCCUCUGCGUUGA